AUUUAAAAUGAAAUAGAUUUGUACAGCAUCAUGCAGUAUCCAAGUUAUUAUGCUUUUCUCCUGGGCAUAGAGGCCAUCAGCAACCAGUAGCAGGAAAAGCCAGUGCCUAAAGAGAACCACAAAGGGAGAGAAGGCUUCUCUUAAUACUGACUAGGUGAAGGGAAGUGAAGCUGACACUCUAUCACGGUACCCCAGACCUGCAGCAUCAACAUGAGCUACGAUAAACACAUCCUGUGGGUCUGCACCGCUGCUCUGGUCACUGGUUGGGUCCUCACGAAUGAUGACGGACAUUGUUCUGGGACUGUCAUGAGGCACUCAUGCAACUGGACUUGUAUGCAUCUCACUCUUCAAUGGCCUGGGAGUUUCUGUAUUGGCAUUAACAACAAAACCAUCUGCAAAAUACCACAGACGGUUCAAUACUGGACCAUCCAUGGCCUAUGGCCUAUACGUACUGGUCACUGCUGUGACUGCUGGCCGAUAUACCAUUCCCAUCUUGAGGAAAUUGAGCCUGAUCUCACGAAACUGUGGCCAUCUUUUAUAAAAGGAAAGCACUUCUUCUACUUCUGGAAGGAUGAAUGGGUUAAACACGGGACGUGUGCAGGCUGUGUGGAGACCAUGGGUUCACCGCUUCUUUAUUUCCAGACCGCUGUCAAGCUUCGGAAACUCUAUGACAUUGAUAAUAUCUUGGAAAAAUCUAGAAUCAAAACCUCAUGCGAAGUGUCAUAUAAGCUUGACGACAUACGUGGCGUUUUGACCCCGCUGCUUGGAGAAAACUAUGAUUUGCAAUGUGUGACGGACAGCGAGGGCCGUGAAGCGUUGAUCCAGCUGAAGAUCCAUCUCUCCAGGAACCAAACCCUUGGAUGCCCCAAACAAGAACAAGAGCAAAAGUUUGAUCUGUUAGCGUGGUCUAACAGCACAGGACAUCCCUGUCCGAAGAACAGCACUGUCUUUUAUGUUCCAAUUAACUACGAAAAUCCUCAUGAACCCUGUAAUUAAGAGAAGCUGAAGCUUUCACUGCUUUCAUGUUUGACUGUCCUUUUCCAGUCCUCAGAUCGAAUGCAUUUGAAUAAAAAUGUUACAUAAUUCCUAAAUAUUAAA
Molecule: messenger RNA, 1098 nt
Organism: Carassius gibelio (silver crucian carp)
Lineage: Eukaryota; Metazoa; Chordata; Actinopteri; Cypriniformes; Cyprinidae
Gene: rnaset2l
Product: ribonuclease T2, like
Exons: 11
Coding region: 211-996 (261 amino acids)
Biological process (GO): RNA catabolic process
Cellular component (GO): extracellular region
Molecular function (GO): ribonuclease T2 activity; RNA binding
Source: RefSeq, a predicted model, not a curated record